CGGAUCGGAACGAGACGGAAUCGCGUCCAUUGCGGUGCGUGCCUUUUGUUCUUUUCGAGGCUUUUAUCCUGGUGUUUUACAAAGGAACCCAUACGUGGAUGCCCAUACGUUUUUCAACCAGUGAAACCAAAGUCGAAUAGUUUUUAAACAAUUUCUGAGCUGUUCUCGAGGAUCCAAGGAAGAUGAUGCGAUGGCAGAUGUUACGAGGUGGAUAAUGCGUGUUCUCGUGACAGUUCUGGCAUGCGUGUUGUUCCUGUUUCCUGACCGCGGUAUCGCUGAAGAAGACGGCGAAGAGUACAGGGGCAAGUACUUGGGGAAGCUGAACGCGUAUCAUCAUCAAGUCUCCGGUGACGUGUAUGUGGUUGACGAAUACACGUUGUUGCUGACGUCUUUUAGCUACGAUGGUAACGGAGCCGACACCUUCUUCUGGGCUGGCGCGUCGAACAGACCUGGUCCACAGGGGUUCAUCGUGCCGGACGAGUGGGGCAAAACGAAUGUUCUCGAUCGGUAUUUCAACAAGGACUUUACUCUUUCUUUACCGGACAAUAAAAAGAUAACGGAUAUCAAAUGGUUCGCCGUUUACGAUCUGGGAAGUCAGAAUACGUUCGGUGACGUAUACAUUCCCGAGGAGUUCGAUCCACCCGCGCCCCAGAAGAUUUCCCAAUUAACGAAACGAUCGCACGGAGUAUUCUCCGAGUCUAUCGUGAUCGUGGACUCGAAAACCAUAAAAAUACCAGAAUUCACGUACGACGGUCAGGGCGCGGAUACGUAUUUCUGGGUAGGACUUGGCCCGCAGCCUUCCAGCAAAGGAAUCAAAGUUCCCGACGAGUAUGGCUAUUUAGAUCCAAUUCGCGCAUACAAAGGAGAAGAUAUAAUCAUUCAACUACCAGGAGACAUGACAGUUUUCAACAUCGACUGGUUGAGCGUGUUCGACGUGAAGAGUAAAUCGAACUACGGUUCCGUUAUCAUUCCGGACGGACUAAACGUGCCACCGUCGCUUGUUAAAGUGAUCAAGCACGCGCAGACUUUGCCGAAUUGCAUUCAGCUCCAUAGACGGUAUCAAGUCAGUUGGGAGAUCUUUGGUCCUCAAAUCACCGUUCAGCUUGCUGGUCAAGUCGGCGAAAAUGAGUACAUGUCGUUCGGUUUGUCCGGUUCCGAAACAUCCAGUCAGAUGGAAGGUGCGGACGUUGCGAUCGCUUAUAUGGACGGAACCAGAGGAUACGCGCGAGAUUACAACGUUACUGCGAAAGCACCGUGCGGAAAGGUUCUCGGCCAAUACAGAGGAGUUUGUAGAGACGAGUUGUUAGGUGGCCUGGACAACAAUCAAUUGUUUACCGCUGUGAGAGAAGAUGGCAUCAACGUUAUCACCUACAGACGUACUCUUAAUUCGUCCGAUCCAGGAGACAAGGAGUAUCCCACGGAUCGGCCAGUUUUCGUGGUGUGGGCUUUAGGAAGAUUGGACGAGAACAAGGAACCGACUUUUCACGACUUCUAUCCCAAGAGCGAUUUAAAGAUAGAACUGCUUCGCCAAGAACCAGAGAAUACGUGUAUGGACUUUACGGAGACUAACGAGGAACUGAUAGAAACUUGGGAGAAGGCGGAAAUAUUCGAUAGAAGUAUUCGGACGUUCAAAGCUACGAUCGGGCCGUCUGGCGGAAGAAAGGGUUAUCAAGGAAUCACGGGACAAACCUCCACGGGUUUGGCAUGGUAUAUCGAAGGUCAGCUCGUGCCAGAAUUGUAUCUCCGUCGAGGAUUGACUUACAAUUUCCGUAUUUACGGUGGGAACAAUCCUCACAGUCCGAAUUUAUAUCACCCAUUGAUUAUAACCGAUGAACCGCACGGCGGAUACGAUAGGCUCACCGACGCGGCAAAGAGCAAAGUUAGGGUAUUGGCCGGAGUCGAGUUCACCAGACGAGGUCAACCGAGACCGACUGCAGUUGGUCCGCUUUGCUUGAGUAAACACAACGAACGAGACAGAAGACUGGACGACGACUUUCCAACGUUUAAACAAUUCAACAGAACGCUGGUCAAUGUGUGCGAACCGGGAGAAGCUGGUAUCUUGGAAGUUACGCCGAAUUCGACGUGGCCGGACAUUGUUUAUUACAAUUCGUUUACUCACGCGAAUAUGGGAUGGAAAAUAUUUGUGGUUGACGCGUACUCGAGGAAUAUUGCUGUUACGGAAAGAUUGUCGUUGCUUGCAGGAAUAACUAUUGUGUUUUUUCGUUUGUUAUAAAAUUAUAUGUAAGCUAUCGAGAGUAAUUACUCGUCUUCGCUUUGCGAAUAUAAACUGACUGAUUCUGAGAUAGAA
Messenger RNA from Hylaeus anthracinus, 2308 nucleotides. RefSeq names its product protein Skeletor, isoforms B/C (gene knk). The transcript is spliced from 13 exons. Bases 191 to 2233 code for a protein of 680 amino acids. Lineage: Eukaryota; Metazoa; Arthropoda; Insecta; Hymenoptera; Colletidae. The record is from RefSeq and is a predicted model, not a curated record.